AUGGAUCAUGGGGAGUCAUCUCCUGCCGUGAUUCAUGGACAAUGCCAGGAACUUCCUGGAAACAUGACGGAUGAUUUCUGUGAAAUCAAUAUACUACUCCAUUCGAGUGGUGCCUGGGGCAUUGGUGCAGCCAAAAGCUUCCUACAUUACGCAUUGCCCCGCCUUCAGCUGCAAAUAGCCAUCAUGUUUCUGCUCGCUCAAUUCUUGCAUCUCUUGCUUAGGCGUUUUCAUAUGCCCCGCAUUCUAUCUGAGCUCCUGGCUGGUAUGGUACUGGGACCAACUAUUCUCGGACAGAUCCCAAACUUUCAAGAGACACUUUUCCCACAAGAAGGGGACGUAUACAUUGACUUACUGGGAAAAAUUGGCUUUGUUUUCUAUAUAUUUCUCAGUGGAGUUAAAAUGGAUCCUAAAACAGUGACAAGAACUGGUUCCCAGGCAUGGACAAUAGGAGUUGUUGCUGCCACGGCCCCUGUUUGUAUUGGCCUAGUUCUUUUUAAGAUACUUGAAAGAAUUCUACAUAGGUACCGAUUGCCAACUUGUGCAAAUAUCAUUGGGAUACAAAAUUCAUUUGCAUUUCCCGUAAUUGCUUCCAUGCUUGUUGACCUGAAAAUCAUUAACUCUGAGCUUGGCCGCCUUGCAUUGGCUUCAACACUGAUUAGUGAUUUUCUUAGUGGUUUUGUUAUAAGUAUCUAUUCCAUUUGCACGGUUGGGUCGUACUCCUAUACAGGAUCAUUGGCAAUACAAUCUAUUGUCCUAUCCAUCAGUUUAAUAUUACUUAUCAUUUUCAUGGGGCGGACCAUUUCACUAUGGAUCAUCAAAAAGACUCCAGAAGGAAAACCAGUGACUAGAGCUCAUAUGGUUCUGAUGUCACUAAUGGUUCUAGUAGCGGUUGUACUCACUGAUAAUGUGGGACUUCCCUAUCAAUAUGGCCCUUUUAUAUUAGGCUUGGUAGUGCCAGACGGGCCACCUCUGGGGUCGACAUUGGUGGGCAGGUUGGAGACUGUAAUAUCAGGAUUGUUCACACCACUUUUGAUUACUUACUGUGGGAUGAAAGUAAAUCUUAUUGAGGUCUAUGAUCUGACAUUCAUGAGGUGGGUAUGGUUCUUCAUUUGCUUCUUUUUGGGAAUGAAGUUACUCUCAAUUUUCUGUCCAGCAGUAAUGUGCAAAGUACCUGUUAAAGAUGCUGGUGCUCUUGCCCUUAUCAUGAGUACACAGGGAGUUGUUCAGAUGAAUUUUUACUACAGCAAUUUCAUAAAUGGGACAUUUGAUGGAGAAACAUUUUCCAUGAUGAAUGCAGCAGUACUAAUACUAGUUGCAACUUUGCAUCUUAUGACGAAGUUGUUAUAUGAUAAUUCAAGAAUGUACACUGGCUAUCAGAAAAGAGACAUUCAGAACACUUCACCAAAUUCUGAGCUCAGAGUGCUUUCAUGUGCACAUCGAAUCGAUGAUGUAUUGGCUGUCAGAAAAGUAAUUGAAGCUUCUUUCCCGACCAAAGAGAGUCCACUUUCAGUCUAUGCUCUGCACCUGGCCGAGCUUGUAGGCCGGGCCUCUCCCUUGCUGAUUGAUCACCAAUUAGGCCAAAAGUCUUCCAAUGUCUUACGUACACAAAAAAUGAUUGAAGUUCUUUAUGCAUAUGAACAACAAUACUCGGGAUUGGUCACUGUGCAGCAAUUUACUGCAAUGUCUUUAACCAAGUUCAUGCACCAUGACAUCUGCUCAGUUGCCUUCGACAAACUGGCAUCCUUGAUUAUACUUCCAUUUCACAGGAAAUGGAAUCACCAAGGAAAAGUAAUAUUAGAUAGCAGUGUCUUGAGAGCAAUCAACAAUAAUGUAUUGGAAAAUUCUCCUUGUUCUGUAAGUAUUCUUGUGGAUCGCCACAAAAUACGCCGUAUGUUGCCCCUUUCAUCUGUUUACAAUGUGGGGUUAGCUUUCUUUGGAGGAAUUGAUGACCGUGAGGCAUUGGCUUAUGCUAGGCGAAUGGCAAAAUCACCUGGUGUACAUUUGACAGUGGUUCGAUUAGUUCCAUGGGACCUUUAUCCAGGUGACAGCCAAUGGGAUGCAGUUCUUGAUGCAGAAUUAUUAAAAGAAACAAGAAUCCAAGGUGUGCACCAGGAUAAUAUCGUGUACAGAGAAGAAAGGGCGAAAGACGGGGCUGAAACUGCACGUUUCAUUCAUGCUAUGGAAGAUGCUUUCGAUCUAAUCAUUGUGGGACGACACCAUUGUGACAAUAUGCCUCAGUUGUUAGGCCUUAGUGAAUGGAAUGAUUUGCCAGAACUGGGGCCAGUCGGAGACAUGCUUGCUGCUUCUGAGAUCAAUAAACCCGUUUCUGUGUUGGUGGUGCAACAUCAAAUUUUAAAGAAGAAAUGA
Molecule: messenger RNA, 2367 nt
Organism: Fraxinus pennsylvanica
Lineage: Eukaryota; Viridiplantae; Streptophyta; Magnoliopsida; Lamiales; Oleaceae
Source: the annotation of a GenBank genome assembly